AAAAGAUAAAAGAAAAUCAACAACAAAUAGAAAAAAGAUAAAUGAAAAUAAGAGUUCAAUCUCGACGGGGGAGAUAUUCAAUCAAUGGGAGGAGCGCGCCCAUUUAAAAUUAUGCGCCUCCACAAAACGACGGCAUACUACGGGAAAUGCUCAAUAGAUCGUGAGUUGUCAUGAAACAUGGUACGCGACAGCAGCCGUAACAUUUGUUUUGGAAAAUUAGCCGAAACUACGCAGCAACAACAACAACAAAUAGCCGUGGAUAGUAGCAGCAGCAACAAUAAUAACAACAACAAUAACAACAACCAGAAACUACGCGAUACAUUAAAAAGGUCUACAGAAGAACCACCGACAAACAGCUUCGAAAGGAACUACUACGAUCGCAGCCGCCUCAUCUAUCACGCCAGCAACGCAGCAGCAGCAGCAGCCGUAGCCACAACUGCCAGCAGCAGCAACAUCAAUUCAAACAACAACAACAGCAGCAACAACAACAAUAGCAGUAGCAGUAGCAGCGAUAGAUCGCGAGCUCGAGAUCGAUUGUUUAGGAAUGGUUCAGCAGCAGCCGCAGUUGCAGCAGCAGUUGGUGCGUCAGCUACAAGCAGCAACACGACGACGACAACAUCAGCAACAACAGCCAAACGCAGCAGCAGCAGCAACGCCGUUGCCGCCACAAGCGUUGGGCGAUCGCAGCAACAACAACAACAUCAUUAA
This is a messenger RNA of Drosophila grimshawi, 708 nucleotides long. Its product is annotated as protein split ends-like. The record is from RefSeq and is a predicted model, not a curated record. The transcript has 3 exons. NCBI's taxonomy places the organism in Eukaryota, Metazoa, Arthropoda, Insecta, Diptera, Drosophilidae. The coding region runs from base 178 to 708 and encodes 176 amino acids.